CUGUGGGUUUUGUAAGCUGUUUUUAGACUUUUAUUAAUUGUAUUAAUAAAUGCAUACAUGUUUUUAUUGGGGGAUAUCUACUAAGCAGUGAUUUAUUUUGGCACUGUAGUAUCUCUGUUUAACGCAUUCUCUUUACAGGGCAAGUUUUGGCAGACCAUGGGGUCCACCGAACAAGGAAAGCAGUGCCUCCUACCAGAGGAAGCAGUCUACUUACUAGAGUGUGUGAGUAUACAUCUCAAUUCCUGUCGUGUGUGUGACGAAUAUAUCAAUGUGUGGUGACAACCUAUUACUUAUGCAAGUGCAAAUAUAUGUGCAAAAAAUGAUGAAUGUAAAAUCAAUAAAACUUCCCUUCAGCAAUGAAUCCACCCCGAAGAUUUCCUCUAAUCUUCAACCACAGACUUAAAACAAGAAAGUAGGGGUGAUUUCGCUAGGGGAAAUACAAAAGGCACCACCUUGUGUUUAACUUUGUAUAAGUUCGAUUGGCCAACUUCAAGCUAUCAGAUAAUCUUUAAAGAGAUCACUCUCUCUUGCUUCAGAACCUUGACAGUCUCAGGAUCUUUUAUGGGAAGAGAAAGUGCAAGUUUGAAUAUAAAGUGCAUAACCAUUUUAUUUGCUUACAUGUAAUUUUAAAACAGCAGGUGUAGAAGUCAAAAGCAGUGGAGGCUCUAGACUUGGCGAGGCCUUAGGCGAAACUCAUGUCCCUCUCACCCUGCCACCCACCCUGUGACCCCCCACACUAUGUCACCCUUUACUCAGUCACCACACCCUGUCACUCCCCUCACAGUCACCCCACCUCACCCUGUCACCCUCCCUCUCACACUAGGUCUCUCGCCCCCCCCCACACACACACACACUAGGUCCCCCUCCCCCACCACACUAGGUCCCGUCCCCCCUCACAAAUUAGGUCCCGUCCCCCCUCACACACUAGGUCCCCCCACACACAUACUAGGUCCCUUCCCACCCACACACACACUAGGCCCCCCCACACACACACACACACACUCUCCCUCUCCCCCUCCCCCUCCCCCUCCCCCAAAUAUUGCUAAAUAUUUGCUGUUAAAUGAAAGCCCUGUUUCCCCUGAAUAAAAUGAUAUAUAAUAAGGGUGGGUGCAUUUACUAUGAAAGAGAUGAAUUACGGUUGGACAGGCAUGUAGCGCAAAUGCCAGGUUUUGUUUACAUUUUGUUUCAUUCACAACGUGUACAUUUGGCUCCGUCCUUUAGGGGUUAAUAUAGGGGAAAAUGUACCCAUUACAUUUAAGAAAAACAAAUAACAUCCGGAAGUAGAUACCCUGUUUUAAAAGAAUUAGACUGUAGCAAUAAGAGUUACAACUGAGUUGAAUCAAUAGAGAACGAGAACAGAAAGUGAAUAUAUAGAAGUAUUUAUUUGGACAUUAUAGGUUUUAAGUGUUUCCUUUGUGAGGUCAGUCAGCGGCAAUGAUUAAUAUAAGUAGUGAGUUUAGAGGGGAGUUGUGACCGGGAUCCAAGGCUGAGUCUGGCAACAAUGAAUCAGUCAGCAUCUCAGGGUUAUUUACUGAAGUGAAAAUUCAAAGUGCAUUUUGAAAUUUAAGGCCAAGUGUUUUUUUUUUCUCAUUUCAGCUAAUUAGCGGCACUUACGCAGUGAGAUCUAUAAGUAUAGGUUGGAAAGAGUAUAGCAGUCCAAUAUAUAACUUACAGGACAAAGAACGUCCAGGUUCCAGAUCCCAGGCUGACAUUAGUUAAGCAGUCGGUUUCUUAGCACCGUGAACUGGGGAAUUAUUGUCAAGCCAAGUAUAGAGCACCUAAGUAAGGUGUAUCAGAAGAGAAGCAGAGAAGUUAUCCGUUGUCAUGAUCAAAAAUCAUCGAUCCUAGACCCGAACAAGAAGGGAGACAAGGAAAGGUGAACUCCAGCGUGGAGGUGGAGCAGCUGUAAAGUUUAAUACAUACAGUAGCAUUUCAAGUUCAGUGAGACUCCGUAAUCCAGUUAUUGGAAUUUGAUGAAACCGGUUUAAAUAAAAGAUAAUUGAUCUCAGACCUGAUUAACCUGUCCACUCUUUAGAAACGGAUCAUAUGAGUUCAUUACCUAUUGCAGGGCAAGAUAAUAUGGUAAUCCCCAUUAAUUUACCCUCCAGAGAUUCCUUACAGUAACUGGCUGUUCCAUUCAUGUCACAAAGCAGUUCUUGGACAUGAAUUCGCCAUGCAGCUGUUGAUCCUUGUCUCUCUUCCUAAUGUAGACAGACUUUGAAUGCAUCCAUGCUUAUUAGUGAAUUUAUGUUUUUCUCUUGCCAGGGCACCGUUCAGAUAUUUUACAAAGAGCUGCAAUUAUCAGUCCAGGAGGCAUACGAGAGGCUGCUUACCCAUCAGACAAUCACAAUGCAGCAAUACCAGGUAUAUACCAGCCUGGAGUGAUCCAGCAUUUUGGGAGUACAUCUGCCAUACACAGAUGCAGGCUGGUUAAAGACACUGUAUAGCGGGCUGUAGUUGUUAUGGUGCCAGGAGUGCCGCCCCACCCUGCAUGUAUUCAGAUCGAAAUCUUACCUUGAGACAACCAGCUGUCGCUCGCCAUCUCCACCCUGUACCCGGAAGGUCCAGCUUUCGGAGCUUCUGUUAGCUCUCCUUCGUUCAUCCCUGCACUAAUGAGCUAGCUAAUCACUGAUGCUCUCACCCAAUACUACUCUGAAAUCUCUGAUGGAGGUGAAGAGUGUCAGCCUACAGACCCCAUGUAAGAUGUCAAAUCCUUCUAAAACAGUUUGACUACUUACAUGAAGUGCUGGAGCCUGCAUGCUUAGUGGUUAUGGUGCUUGGAGUGUUCCUUUAAGGUUCCUGGAGGUGUAGACUAAUGAGCCAAAGGGCUGCGUAUGGUUUCCCAAUCCUAGUGUUAUACACAGACAGAAACUGCUAUUCCAAACCCAACUGGUGCACAAGUCUAACAUUCCAGUAUGUGUUCUUGGCUUAUUUACAGGUUUACAGUUAUCUGAAGAGAUUGGGCUAUAUUGUCACCCGCUUUAAAGCCAGGUAAGACAAUACAGUACAUAGAAACAUAGAAUGUGACGGCAGAUAAGAACCAUUCGGCCCUUCUAGUCUGCCCAAUUUUCUAAAUACUUUCAUUAGUCACUGGCCUUAUCUUAUAGCUAGGAUGCCUAUCCCACGCAUGCUUAAACUCCUUUACUGUGUUAACCUCUACCACUUCAGCUGGAAGGCUAUUCCAUGCAUCCACUACCCUCUCAGUAAAGUAAUACUUCCUGAUAUUAUUUUUAAACCUUUGUCCCUCUAAUUUAAGACUAUGUCCUCUUGUUGUGGUAGUUUUUCUUCUUUUAAAUAUAGUCUCCUCCUUUACUGUGUUGAUUCCCUUUAUAUAUUUAAAUGUUUCUAUCAUAUCCCCCCUGUCUCGUCUUUCCUCCAAGCUAUACAUGUUAAGAUCCUUUAACCUUUCCUGGUAAGUUUUAUCCCGCAAUUCAUGAACCAGUUUAAUAGCCCUUCUCUGAACUCUCUCUAAAGUAUCAAUAUCCUUCUGGAGAUAGCAGAGUUGAUGUUGUGCUUUUCUUACUUUAUCUUCGGGUACUAAAACCUUGCCAGCCCUUUCCCCCACAGUUUACACAUGAUUUCUAUUUUGUUGAUCUGUUGUCAUUAAUGAAACACUAUACCCCUUUCAUUCGUCUCUUGACUCUUCUCUCCAUCACUUUGUUUCUGCAGUUCUGUAAUGUCCACUUACGAAAGGCAGAUUAAUGUUCAACCUUGCAGCAGAUCUCGUCAAAAACGUAAGCGGAGCUCCAGUCCAAAGUAAGUAAUUGGUUUCCUUUUUUCCUUUCUCAUUACUCUGAUUCGGCGUACAUAAAAAAGGCAUACUACUUUUCUUUUCUUUUUUUAAUUUUUUUUUUUUUUUAAAGGUUAAAAGAGAAUUUAAAGCAAAACAAAGAAGAUCAACAAACCGUGUUUGAGGACAUACAAGAUCUGAAAGUAGAACAAUCUUUAAAUUCCAGUGUCUGGAUUAACCAGUUCACAUCCACGGGUGCUCGUAUUGCUGAUACCAUAGAAGAUAUAAACCCGGAAUCUGCCAACCAGUUAGAGAACACUCAGACGGAAAAAUUAAGAAGCCCUUUCCGUUGGGACUUUUCCAAAAUCCUCUUUCCCAGUUGUGCCCCGGACCAUUCCUGCAACUUGCUGCCCCCGCCUGAACAUGAACUUCUGCCAGAAAAUGUAGCCGGGCGAGAGUUGGACAUAUCACUAUGGAGACUUAGGCUGAAUCAGAAAAUGGACAAAAUGUCCCGAAGGGAACAAGAGCAGUAUGAUUGGGAGCAACGGUUCAAGACCAGCAUAAACGCAGACCCCAUGGUACAGAAAUGUACGAGUUGGAAGGAAUACAAGAAACUCCUGCAGGAUAGGGGACAUUCUAGCCAGAAAGAAAGGCCUCAUCAUCUCUGGGCCGGUAACAUAACUCCACUGGUGACACCUCAACAUGGGAUGAGCACAGGUGAAAUAGGAAAUUAAUAGUGUCAAUGAGAAAUUAUUAUACUUUAUUUGAAACACAUCUUAUCGCAGUCACUUAUUUUUGUUUUUGCUCUAUAUUUUAUAUUGUCUUUUUAGGGUUUGUCAUUUUUUUUUAUUUUGCGUAAUAUUGCUAAAUUUGCAUUUAUACUGUCCAGCGGUAUGUUCUGACUCUUUUUGUUUUGCAUGUACGUUGUUUUCUUUCGUUUUAUUUUGUAAGGGUUUUUUUAAGUCUAAAGACAGGUCAACUAUGUUCCACAAAUAUGCAGUUUGGUGUUGUGCAAUUACUGUCGACAAAAAAGUAUACACUUUGUGCAUAGUGACCAUUGAUGUACAUAGGCAGUCACAAGUGCUGCUAUACUAUUGACUCCUCACUAGUGAGGCAAUCCAGCAAUAGCAACCGGGUAGCUUCACGAGGCACCUGCUCACUUUGGCAGCAUUCCACAUCUUGUGAAGCCAUAGGACAAUAUGGGAACAUCUUGCACCUGCAGCUCAUGGCAUGUAAUGGCUAUUGCUAGAUAUCUCAAGUAUGAGACACCCAACAACUCCCUGUACAGAGGCUGCCCUGGUCAAGCCUGUCAGACAAUGCUCCCGGGCUACACAUAGUCUCUGUAGAGGGCAUAUGCUGUAUUUAACAUGCAUUGGGCUAUUGUCUUUUACUCACAAAAGAAGCAAUCCAGAACUAUGGAUUCAUCUGCUUUUAGGCUGUCUGCCCCGAGAGACAUUCGUGGAGAUGGCAUUCCAUGUUGACAACUAAAGCAGCGUGAACUCUGUGAUUGGCUCUUACAGCUGUCACUCAACAUGGGGCACAGUCAGCUUAAGGGAUUACUCCAACCACCAUGGUAACUUCAGUGAUUUGAAGUGGUCAUAGUGGUAGGGUUUUAUGGAUGUUCAAUGUUUCAGCUUGAAACAGUGCAUAUCCUGAGUAAACUGCACUUUUGGUUGCAAAUGGCCCCUGCCACAUGUGACUUAUGCCCGGAGCCUAUUGUAAAUUCUUUGCACAUUUUAUGUCUGGUGACAGAUGUAAAGAUCUUCUCCCUUGCUCUCCCCUCCCUCCCACUGUUUGCUCUCUUCCGCUGUUGAAGAAAUUGAAAUAAUAGUUUUUUAAACCCUCCCUUUCUCCUCCUCCCUCCUUCCCCUCGUCAUCAUCACACAGGCUGUUGUAUAUGUCCAAUCAGAGGCUUCUCUAUGAAAAGCACAUGAUUGGACCUGGCACAGCAGCCCUGGCAUCACAAAGACGCGUAGAAAACGUCACCGGAAGCUUCACUUUGUGCUGGGUUCCAGGUAAGUAAUAACCUGAUUUAAUGCUUAUUUUUUAGUUACGGGGCAUUAUACUUUAAAACAUAAACUUAAAAUAAGGGGGGGGGGGUGGAGAAUCCCUUUAAGAAUGAUUGGUUAAGUUGGUUAGGGUUAGGUACAUUUUGGAAAGAAUUUAAAAACUUGACUCUGGUCCGUUUGGUAACACAAAAAUUGUCUUGGAACAAAAGAAAAGACAUAUCAGAAUUUUGGCAUCUUUGUAACUUAACCCUAUAAGUUCCCCAAAUAUUUUGCAAAGAUAUUCCUGUCGGUAUUUUAGAGAUUUGGUGUAUUUCGAGUAACACGCUAUACAAGGCCAGCGUAAUUCACUAUUUAAGAGCACUCCAAACAUCUCAAGAACUUCAGUUUCCUGAUGUAUUUAAGGUGUUAAUUGCCUAUCGCUGCAGAGUUAUUUUAUAAAAGUGCAGAUUUCAUAAGAAACCAAGACAUUUAUACACUGAUCAGCCACAGCAUUAAAACCACUGACCGAUGAAGUGAAUAGCAUUGAUUGUAUCGUUACAUAGCACCUGUCAGCAAGUGAACAGUUGGUUCUUGAUUUUCAUGAGUCGGAGGCAGGAAAAAUAUGGGCUAGCAAAAAGAUCUACGUGACUUUGACCAGGGCCGAUUAGUGAUGGCUAGAUGACUGGGUCAAAGCAUCUCCAAAUGGCAAGUCUUGUGAGGUGUUCCCAGUAUGCAGUGGUUCGUACCUACCAAAAAGUGGUGCAACUGAGGACAACCAGUAGACCAGCAUCGAGGUCCUGAUUCACGUGGGGAGUGAAGGCUAGUCCAUCUGCUCUGACCAAAUUGCUGGAAAACUUACUGCUGACCAUAAACACUUGCACAGUGACACAUUUAAGUCACAGUGACGCUUAGGGUUAAACGUGUUUCCCUGGGUGAAAUAGCACAGUCACCAACCUUGUUGGCUUCUAGGGAUAUGUAUAAAAUGAUUACUGUCGGAAAACAGGUAGCUGUGUGCCAAUUCAUUUCCAAAUGUCUUCGAAUUGAAUAAAAAGAAAACUGUACCUUUUUAUAUGUGGAGUUUAUCUGCACUAUAUGAAAUAGUUGUAAUAUACAGUUAAAAUGUUAUAAAAGUGGAAAAAGUCAAAAUUGUCGCCUCUGUUUCAAUUUAAUGUAUUUAUACAUUUACUGCAUGUGCAAAGGCAUCCCUAUGAUUGCAUAUUGUUUCAGUAUUUACACUGUUUAUAUUUUAUCUUUGUAAACAGCUUCUGUCUUGGAACAGAUCACAGUGAUGCAUCAAUCCCACCUUCUGGAUGACAGUAAUAGGUGAGACUGUACUUUGUGUAUGUGCAGGAAGAACCAAUCAAUGUUUAAAGGAUGGUAUAUCAUGUAAUAAUCACAUUUUGUCUCCCAGGUUGCAGAACUAUGCACCAGAUAUGCCUCAGAUUCUAUUUGAUGUGCAUCAGUCUGAUGGAACCUCAGAGUUCAAAAAAUCCAGACCAGGGAAGCCAUAUGCUCGAAUUUGUGUGUGCAGGUAUGGGACUAUAUCGAACAUUAGAAACCGAUUCACUUUCAGUGUUCCAAAUCCUACACAUUGUUGUUUAGCACAUUUAGAAGCACAGUUAAAUUUGGUUUUAAGUGAAAUAUGAAUUAACCAGAUGUUAUUUGGGAUAAAAAGUUCAAUGGAGGGAUUUUUUUUCUUCCAAAUGGCAGCUUCGUAUCUCAGCUAGCAGAAGAACCAUUUAGAGAAGGUGCCUGUCUGGAUUAAGUAUUAGCUAAUAAUGUGGAUCUUUUAUAUAACACUUUAAGUACUAGAGAUCCUUGGGGAUUGUAAAGCAACAUGUGUGUUCCAAGCAACAUAAAGCUCACUAUAGUGGUUAAAGUGCCACGAGUACCCUGGUGCCGUAUCACAGUAUGGCAUUAAAUCGUUUUAGCACAGAUUGACAACUUACCUGUGUCCCGCAAAGCACCCGUGUAACACAAGUCAGAUGUCUCUGUAGAGCAAAGCACAGCCAAGGAUCAUUGGCUCAGAGUACUCAGCUGACGCUCUCAGCCAAUCAUCACGGUCCAACCUGGCCAUGCUUUGCUCUGUACAGCAAUCAAGAUUAUUCUGCUGCACAAGACUAAAUGAAAUGGACGUAGCACAAGUGCCUAACUGGAACCAGGUAAGUUGUAAAACCAUACUAAAAUGAUUUGACAUCUUACCAUCACAUGGCGCCUGUGGACUCCUGGCACCAUAACCACUACAGUGGGCUACAAACAGAUAAUAUAAAAUGGUAAGAGCACACAAUAACAAAUACAUAUUACCACAUGUAAAUCAAUCAAACGGUAUUCCUGUAAUAAAAGACAGGGAAAAACAUUGGGUAGUAUAGUAAAACAAAGGUAAUAUACAGUGGAUGAUAAGUCUCACUCACAUGAUUUUGAGCCACUUAAAAUAAGCUGGCUCUUCUAAGGGCCUUGAAAGGACUGGUAUAGGAGAUCUCUAGAUAAAUAAUUGCAGCUUUCUCGUUCUUUUCUUUUCAAAUAGAAUCCAGGAACGUUUUGCCUGGUGUCCUUCAGACGCUGCUACCCUCCUCAUUGGCUGAGAUUCUCACCUGAUCACUCUCAGCAAAUGAGCUAAGCGCCGCACUAAUGGGCUUACCUCAGACAGAGCUUCUUUUACUUACAUUACUUACCCUGGAGGGGGAGCACUAAGGCUUUUAGACACCAUAACCACCAUCACUCGCUUCAGUGGUUAUGGUUUCUUACGUGUUUCUUUAAGCAGUUUGACUGCUAACGUUGGGGAGCGGGUGCUAUAGCACUCCUGGCACCAUAACUACUGCAUACUCUAGUAGUUGGGAUGCUUUGCAUAUUCCUUUAUGGUUUUUAUUAAGUUAUCCAUUUUAACAAACUUUAGUACUCUUAACAUCUCAGCUUUUCAAUCUUCUGUCUCCGUAAACGCUGUCUUGUUUUACUUGUAGCUUCGAUGAGCCAAUCCCCUCCCUGCAUACAGUGAAGUGCCUGGCGUUACGAAGCGGAGAUGUACCUGUAGUGUUUGCCUUAGUGAACUGUGGAGAAGUUGCCUUUUACACAUUUAAGGAUUUCCAGCUUCCAGUGGAUGUCUAUCCCUAGGGAUACAUGGCGAGAAGAUCACGAUUACCUAACUGAUUCAUUGGACUAAUGGUUUUAGUACUGUGGACAAUUCUGCAAGACCCAGAAUUGUUUUUUGCCUUUCAUUUUUAUCGAAAAUAAAAACAAAACCUGUCUGAUACGCACUUUUUUAUGAUAUUACAAAGCGUGAAAGAGUAUAAUCCUUUAAUAUGCAUUUCAUUUUUUUGUAUUUGGAAAACUAGAUCUUUAGAUGAAAAAAACUUAGUCUAAAUUUUCCAAACUCCUUCAAAAUGUAUUGGAAAGACAUCCUAUAAAUAGGUUAAGAGUUGAAGGCUAGAUCAUAUGCUGUGGUCUAAACAGGAAGAAAAAAACGAUGGACACACAUUAAGGUCUGAGGAUACCUUGAGAUAUAGGAGAAAUGUUCUCAGAAAUGAAUUGGGGCAGAUUGGCACAUUGUUAGACAUGGUGAGAUUGAGGACAUGGGGUUAUUCAAUAACGUUUGAAUUUGACAUUUUACGCCACAAUAAUUUAGUACGUUGGUUUUUGACAAAAUUCCAGGAUCAAUUUCCCUUAAUUCCCGGUUUAGUGGUUAUUGCUAUUAACAUUUAUAUAGCGCCAAUAUAUUCUGCAGUGUGUUACAAUUAUAGAAAGGAGAUAUUUAGAGAUGAAGACCCUGCUCAAAUGAGCUUAAGGAUUUUUAAGGCCAAAGUAGCUGAGCUGGGAAAAAUUCUCUAAAUCUGCCAUGCUCCCAGUUCUGUUAUUUUGGCCUUAAAUGAACCCUCCAUUAGCACUUGCACUUAAAGCACUCUGAUCCUAAAUCUUGCUUGAUUGGCAUGCAGCCGGGUGUGCAUAUACGCAUUGCUUACCUGACAGUAAUUUGAACUGACUUUGCCCCCUUUUGGGCAGAGUCAGUGAUACACGUCUUUUACACCCUCCCACCAGUGCUCCGCUUCUUAAGAGGAGGGCAUAUGUUUGCUCACUCAGUGAGGUUAUUAUUAACACCAUUACCACUGCUAGUGUAGAGGCCACAAGGCGAAGGGUUGAGGCUAUUUUAUCGCGCCAAAGCAGAUUCUACACCACACACACACCAACCAGAUUCUAUACGCACGCACGCACGCACGCCCCUAGACACACUGUCAUGCCAAAGGAUAAGUUGGCAUUUGGUAUCUGAUAGGACAUGUUGGGAUAAAAUUUAUUGUAGACUUUGAUCUAACACCAGGCCUAAGCCAUAUAAUGUCAUUACUAGAUAACCAUCACCAGAGCUGGACAUAGGGCGUCAUAAAAAGUAAUGGUGCAUUUGCUCUGACCCUGGGUUAUUCAAAGGAGAACAUCAUCAUUAUUGUUGUUAUUAUUUAUAUAGUGCCAACAAAUUCCGCAGCGGUUUACAAUGGGUGGACAAACAGACAUGUAGUUGUAACCAGACAAGUUGGACACACAGGAACAGAGGGGUUGAGGGCCCUGCUCAAUGAGCUUACAUGCUAGAGGGAGUGGGGUAAAAUGACACAAAAAGGUAAGGGAUAGUAUUAUACUAGUGACAGUUGCAGAAGAGGAAUCAGUCGGAAGCUAUUAACAGUUUGAUACGCUUUUAUGAAGAAGUGGGUUUUUACUGAUUUUUUUUUUUUGUGGAGGAGUAGUGGAGACUGGGUGAGCAUCUAACGGAGGAGGGAAGCGAGUUCCACAGGAACGGUGCAGCCCUCGAGAAAUCUUGAAGGCGAGCAUCAGAGGUGGGAGCACGGACAGAAGAUCAGCAGAGCAUAAGGGCCUAGAUGGGACAUACUUCUGUAUUAGGGAGGAUAGAGCGGUGGGAGCAGCACUAUGUAGAGAUUUGAAAGCAAGAACCAGAAUUUUAAAUUGAGCCCUAUAUCUUACAGGAAGCCAAUGUAGGGACUGACAGAAGGGUGAGGUCUGAGAGGCGCGGGCGAACAGAAAGAUGAGCCUCGCCGCCGCAUACAUUAUGGACUGGAACAGCAUAUGUUGAGAGCACGUAAGACCACUGAGAGGCGGAUUACAAUAGUCAAGACGAGAAAGGACAUGUAAACAUCAUGUAAGGAAAUAGGGAGAACAUGUUUAUAUAAUCAGAAGACCCAAUAUGAAUAUAUAUUCAGAUUGCCCAGGUUAUAUCCAUUUGUUUGGUACCAAACGUGCCCAGUGGAAGGUGUGCCGGUCAUGGGAAGCCAGAAUGGACCCUUUCCAAGGAGUUAAAGUUAGCAUGUUUGCGCAUUUUGUAAAGCCUCUUGUGUUUUCAAGUAAAUCCACAUUAGUGCCCUGGACAGGUUUGAUGGAGUAGGCAAUAAACUGCCAGGCCAAACCUUUCUGAUUCACCCAGGGGUCUGGCCACUUAGAAACAACCAGGUUGAGUAAUAUAAUGAGAAUGCUAAAUUAUCCAGAGAUAUUUCUGUUUAACAACUGCUUGGAGAACUUUAACAUCUGAACCUCCCACAAGAAUUCUAUACGAUCUGUAAAUAUAUGUACGGAUUUCUUGUGUUUUCUCCUAUUUUAUGGACUGUUUUGCAACUUAUCUCUGUUUUGGUAUGUAAUUUAUUUCUGUAUUUUUGUACAGGGCACUGUGAAU
This is a messenger RNA of Pelobates cultripes (western spadefoot toad), 11377 nucleotides long. NCBI's taxonomy places the organism in Eukaryota, Metazoa, Chordata, Amphibia, Anura, Pelobatidae. The record is from the annotation of a GenBank genome assembly.